AUGAACCCAUUCAACUAUACGAUCGAUUUCCUGUUAAACCUGCCACCGCCAACGAUCCUAUCACAGCACAUUUUACCAUGGUUGUCGAAGAAUGGAUUCGUAAGCUCCCAAACUUUCAUCGACAACAUCCAUACCGCGAUCUACGUCGCCCUUUUCUACCAAUUGUGCUUCCUCGUGGCCAACAACAUCAUCUUUCCACCAUUGGCAUCGUUGACAGCUUCUCAAAAGCGAAGUAAAUUGGUGAACCAAAGUGCUGUGCACUUUGUUUCAGUCGUACAGACUAUCAUAGUACUUAAGUUAUCUUUUGAUAAUCUACUAUCGGACCAAUACCAUGCAAGAUUCUCAGAGCCAGCCUCACGUAUAUUUGGAGUGGAUCGUGAAACCAUGGCUGUAGCUACGUUUGCGCUAGGUUACUUCAUCUGGGAUAUCUACAUCUCUAUGAUCUACUCAACUUUCCCAUUCUUCGUCCAUGCUGUAGUAUCGACAAUUGUGUUUUGCAUUGGUAUGAAACCCUACAUUCAAUACUACGGAUGCGUUUUCCUAAUGUUUGAACUAUCAAACCCAUUUUUAAACAUCCGUUGGUUUGGUAUGAAAUAUUUAAGCGGAUCGAACGACAGCAAAGUGUCCCGGUGGAUCCAAUUGAUUAACAAUCUGUGUCUAAUGAUUGUGUUCUUUCUAGCAAGAAUAGUCUGGGGCUGGUGGCAGAUCAAGAACCUAGCGUACGAUUUCUGGCUUGUUCGUCACGACCCAAGAUUUCUACUGGGGGAAUCACUAGCGAUACUAGCGGGAAACUUUGUGCUAGACAUAUUGAACGUCGUCUGGUUCUCUACAAUGUGUAAAGUAGCUGUCAAGACUAUUAGAAAGGGUGCUAAGUAG
Messenger RNA from Zygosaccharomyces rouxii, 876 nucleotides. RefSeq names its product Ale2p (gene ALE2). The record is from RefSeq and is a predicted model, not a curated record. Lineage: Eukaryota; Fungi; Ascomycota; Saccharomycetes; Saccharomycetales; Saccharomycetaceae. The transcript has a single exon. The coding region runs from base 1 to 876 and encodes 291 amino acids. Gene Ontology annotation, biological process: lipid homeostasis. Gene Ontology annotation, cellular component: endoplasmic reticulum; membrane.